Thermothelomyces thermophilus ATCC 42464 is the source of this 2064-nucleotide messenger RNA. RefSeq lists its product as uncharacterized. NCBI's taxonomy places the organism in Eukaryota, Fungi, Ascomycota, Sordariomycetes, Sordariales, Chaetomiaceae. The transcript is spliced from 5 exons. The coding region runs from base 1 to 1941 and encodes 646 amino acids. Gene Ontology annotation, molecular function: ATP hydrolysis activity; ATP binding. The record is from RefSeq and is a predicted model, not a curated record.
AUGACAUCCAUCUCAGCCGAGUCUGUCUCGACCAUUCUAGUGUCGUGCAAGCAGACACGCUUCCACAUCGAGAGUCCGAACUAUCGCGAGGUAGCCCUCUUGCGGGCCAUUGCCGACAAGCUCAUCCCCGGCAUCCCGGAGGAGACGAGAGUGUCCAUCCUUCAACAGACAAGCAUCAGCGAUGCCAGCGCGGAAGACCUUCUCCCCCCCGAGGCGCAGCGCAGCAGCAAGGAGGGGCUCACUGUCCUCGAGGAUGUGAUCAACAAGGCUACGUCCAGAAGCGAGCUGGAGCAGGAAAUCAGCUUACUUUCAGCCGGAGUAAAUAGUGCGGACGCCUAUGGUGCGCUUCGGGCGUUGCGCAAACUCCGUCACCAGCGCAUGCAGAAGCGCCUCUUUGUCCUGGACAAGGACGCGAGACUCAGGAGCGGUGCAAGGGGUCUGCAGGCACGAAAGGCGCUGGUCGAGCACGAGAAAGCGGUUGCUCAGUCCGCUGCGCUAAACGAGCAGCCCGCAGACGAGAUCUCGGCCGAGACUCUGCAGGCCGAAACCCAAGAGGCGGUCGAUAUGCUAGCCGACCUCCAACUCCAAGUCGGGCCGUCUCGGAUGGCCGGCAUCGAGUCGCGCGCCAAAAAGAUUCUGAGCGGCCUCGGCUUCACCGACGCCUACAUGGCCAAACAGGCGGACAGCCUCUCGGGAGGCUGGCGCAUGCGCAGCGCCCUGGCGACGGCGCUGCUCCAGGAAAGCGACAUCCUCAUCCUCGACGAGCCCACCAACUUUUUGGACCUCCUAGGUAUUAUCUGGCUGCAGCGCUUCCUCCAGAGCCUCGAAGACCUGCCCACGCCGCCGACCCUCAUCCUCGUCUCGCACGACCGCGACUUCACCAGCUCCGUCUGCACCGACCUGCUCAUCCUCAAGGACAAGAACCUGACCUACUUCCACGGCGAUCUGCCGACCUACGAGGCCGCCCAAGCCGAGAAGAAGCAGUACCUCACCAGGAUGAAAGAAGCCCAGGACAAGCAGAGAGCCCACAUGCAAGAGUCGCGCGGCGUGUCCAUCAUUCUGCCGGACCCGCCCGACCUGCGCUUCCCGGGCGCUCUGCUCUCCCUCGAGAAGGUCACCUUCCGCUACCCGCCCGCCAAAGGGGGAGGAGGAGCCACGACCACCACCAGCGCCGCCAACCCGGCUCCCCCGACCCUCCAGGACGUGACCCUCGCGGUCGGCGAGGGCGACCGGGUCGGCAUCCUGGGCCUCAACGGGGCGGGCAAGUCGACGCUGAUCCGCGUCCUGGUCGGCGACCCGGCGCCGGCGGGGGCGCGGCAGACGGGCGCCGUGACGACGCACCCGCGCCUGCGCAUGUCGUACUACUCGCAGCACGCGGUCGAGGGCUUGCAGUCGCUCGGCCGGGCCGAGCCGUCGCUGACGGCGCUGGCGCUGCUGGCGCGGGAGGCCGGCGGCGCGCUGGACGAGGGCGAGCUGCGCGGCCUGCUGGGGUCGCUGGGCCUGCCCGGCCGGACCGCCUCGGACGUGCCCCUGCGCAAGCUGUCCGGCGGGCAGCUGGUCCGCUGCGAGCUAACGCGCCUGCUGUGGUCCCGGCCGGGCCUGCUGGUGCUCGACGAGGUGACGACCCACCUGGACUACGAGACGGUCGCGGCGCUGAGGGCGGCGCUGCGGGGGUGGAAGGGAGCCGUGGUGCUCGUCUCGCACGAUCGGUGGUUCAUGAGGGGCGUGGUGGAGGGAGCGGUGGAUGACGAGGAGAGGAGGAGUGAUGCGGAGAAGGAGCAGGACGGCGACGGCGACGACGACGAAGACGAAGGGGGGAAUUUGAGGAGACGGGUAGUGUACAAGCUGGCGGCGGGUAAGCUGACUGUGUUGGAGAGGGGAGUGGACGAGUUUGAGGAGGGGAUGGAGAGGCGGGUGAAGAAGUUGAUGGGCGGUGGCUAAGUUUCGAUCUCGGUUGAGGGGGAGGGAGCCUCAAGAUUGACGUAGGAAGGACCCUGGAUGUGUACGUCUGUGGUAUGUAUAUAGUACUAGUAGUACAUACAAACAAAGUACGUACAGUCACUC